AUGAUGACGCCGAUAGAGGAGAAGAAAGAUGAAAAGAUACGCACAGGAAUGGUGCAGGUGUCGGAUGGGAAGUCCCGUCCACGGCCUGCACGGCUUUUACUUACCAUGGAUGCGGUGACCAUCCAAAGAGAGGCACCUGUGCCCAUAUUGCCACCAAAGGACAAAAAUGUGCCUCACGCUAGGGAGCGGAUGGUACAAAUUACCAGGCAGAAAGUUGGUGGUCUUGGCCUCAGCAUCAAGGGAGGUUCAGAACAUAAACUGCCAAUAUUAAUCUCAAAGAUAUACAAGGACCAAGCUGCUGAUCAGACAGGACAACUUUUUGUUGGAGAUGCUGUAAUUAAAGUUAAUGGUGAAUACAUAACAGCCUGCAAACACGACGAUGCUGUGAACAUACUGAGGAACGCCGGUGAUAUCGUUGUACUAACUGUGAAGCAUUAUAGGGCUGCCACACCUUUCUUACAGAAGCAAGCUGACGGAGCAUCAGAUACGGACAGCAGCACCGGCGACGAUCACCCAUCGCUUCACAACAAGGUCGAUGCGAAUUGCAACUCGGAGAAGAGUUCAGAACACACCAAUGGUGGUUGGCAGAGCGCUUGGCCUGAUGAAGAAUCGAGUAGACCGGGAAGUGCUACAGGAUCGGUGAGAGGCUCCCGGCCUCCCUCGGUCGCUUCGGAUCGACACGAUGUCACCAUUAAGGAAUGGGUUGACGUCGUAUCAGUGCCAUUAAUGAUGGGAUACGUAACGCGAUACGUCCUUGGGACAGAUAAAUUGAGACCUGGAGCUUUUGAGGUCCGAGGAGCUCGUCCGCAUUUAACCACCGGUGUGAUACACGUGGACGAUCCCGUGGCGCUGUCUCACUGGCUGAAGAGCAUUUCCGAUAAUAUCGUGGGACUCACGAACUUACAGAUGAAACUUUUUAACCGCCACCUGGCGGCCGGAGAGCGGAUCGAGUACAUGGGCUGGGUGCACGAGGGCGUGGUCACGGCCGCGCAGCCCUGGCAGUCCUAUCGACCCAAGUUCUUGGUACUGAAAGGAACUGAUGUCAUGCUUUUCGAUGUACCACCGAUGAACAUGACCGAGCUAGCGAAAUGCCCAGAAAGCCUCAAAGUUUACCAGACCAUGUUCAGGACUGUAAAAGAGAGCGAGACGGUGGACUGGAGGCAGCACUGCUUCUUGGUGCAGAGCAGCAGCGCCGGGGUCGGGACCCCAGGCCCGAGGUACUUCAGUGCGGAGACCAGACAGGAACUGCUGAGGGUCGAGGCCGCCUGGACAGCUAACAUCGUCAAUUCUGUUAUAAGACUCGGGAAAAAGACAUUCACGGUUGUGCAUUCAGGACGUGCAGCCGGGCUGACGUUGGAUUGGUCGGCGGGGUUCUCGCUCACUGAGGGCACACCCGGAGCGUCUCCCGUCUGGUCGUAUAGAUUUUCGCAAUUAAGAGGUUCGAGUGACGAUGGAAAAUCCAAAUUGAAACUCCACUUCCAAGACGCCGAAACGAAGGUCAUUGAAACAAAAGAAUUAGAAUGUCAAAUACUGCAGAGUCUAUUGUUCUGCAUGCACGCCUUCCUGACCGCAAAGGUGGCUUCCGUAGACCCGGCCUUCCUCGCGUCCAUACAGCAGUCUAAUUAAAUAUUAAACCCAAACGACUAUAAACAUUCGCUUAUGUUAACAUUAUUACUGUGAAAAUCUCCCUGAAUACGCAAAGUGAUGUUUGUUGUUUUUAUCCGGCAAGAUACCAUCGACUGACGAUAGAUGGCGCUAGGACAGUUUAAAUAAUUAAUUGUUUCGGAAUUAUUUUGUUAGUAAUGAAAACUAGGAUCUGAAGAGAAGCGCUAACGAUAAGAAAUAUUUGUGAAGCGAAAUGUACGUGCUAACUCUCUGAUUGUCAAUUUAAUAGCGAAAACUAGUUGAUAACGAAUUAAUUGACGUCUUUUAAACACGAUCGGUGAUUUUAAAAUGAGAAGAACUACAGUUAUAUGUUUAAUGUUGUUGGACGUGGAACAAUUAUUGGUUAUUUCACUGAUUCCUAGACUUCUUGAUGCGAUUUCAACUCU
This is a messenger RNA of Bombyx mandarina (wild silkworm), 2051 nucleotides long. It is a transcript of the gene Syn2, whose product is annotated as Syntrophin-like 2. The record is from RefSeq and is a predicted model, not a curated record. Gene Ontology annotation, cellular component: dystrophin-associated glycoprotein complex; intracellular anatomical structure. Gene Ontology annotation, molecular function: protein binding; structural molecule activity. Lineage: Eukaryota; Metazoa; Arthropoda; Insecta; Lepidoptera; Bombycidae.